Messenger RNA from Macrosiphum euphorbiae (potato aphid), 642 nucleotides. The record is from the annotation of a GenBank genome assembly. NCBI's taxonomy places the organism in Eukaryota, Metazoa, Arthropoda, Insecta, Hemiptera, Aphididae.
AUGUAUGAACCUCUUUCCAGUUUAAAACAGCCCCCUCUCCCGUUUGAAAAUGAAAAAAAUAUUGCCCUUAAUGAUAUCCCACUUAAUGAAUCUCAACGAAAUUUAAUGUUUUCCCUUCUUCAACAAAAUCAACAAAUUUUUCAAGAUAAACCUGGCCUUCACAAAUUUUUCUCUUAUAAAUUCAACAUUAGACCACAUGAACCUUACAAAAUUAGACCAUACCCUGUCCCCUUCUCCCGUCGUCCCGCGGUAGAAAGGGAGAUCAACAAGAUGCUUCAAUGGGGGGUUAUUGAGAGAUCAGUCUCUGCCUAUAGUAACCCACUAGUAACAGUUGCUAAAGCCGACGGCUCUAUUCGCUUGUGCUUAGACGCCCGAAAGUUAAACACUAUUAUCUUACCCACACGAGACGCUUCCCCACCCAUCGAUGAAAUUCUUGCAAAAUUUAAUAACAAAUCUUUUUUCUCCUUCCUCGAUUUUUCUUCAGGAUAUUGGCAAAUUCCCCUUGAUCUUUCUGUUCGGCAAUACACUAGUUUCCUUUAUGAUGGGCGUUCAAAAUAUUCGUUCAUAUUCAAUUUUGUGUUGUACCUUUUGGUCUCAAUAUAUCAAAUGCUGCUUUUGGUAAAGGGCUUGAGGCCGCUCUAA